This is a messenger RNA of Phoenix dactylifera (date palm), 2285 nucleotides long. NCBI's taxonomy places the organism in Eukaryota, Viridiplantae, Streptophyta, Magnoliopsida, Arecales, Arecaceae. The record is from RefSeq and is a predicted model, not a curated record.
AUGGCGCCAGUCAGGAAAACCAGGGGCAACCAGCCAGAGCAGAUCGACGGAAGCGUUUAUGAUCCCAGGUGGAGUUCGUUUUGGGACAAAGAGAACUUCACAUUGGAAGAGCUUCUGGAUGAGGAAGAAAUAAUCCAAGAAUGCAAAGCUUUAAACACACGCUUGAUAAAUUUUCUUAGAGAUAGAUCUCAGGUGGAACAGUUGCUGCGGUAUAUUGUUGAAGAUGCUCCUGAAGAUGCUGACAGCAAGCGAUCUUUCAAAUUCCCUUUCAUUGCCUGUGAGAUAUUUACCUGUGAAAUUGAUGUUAUUCUUAAGACCUUGGUAGAGGAUGAGGAGCUGAUGAAUAUGCUGUUUUCUUUUCUUGAGCCAAACCACACACAUGGUUCGAUGUUGGCUGGGUAUUUUAGCAAGGUUGUAAUAUGCCUUAUGUUACGGAAGACAACACAGCUUAUGAAAUAUGUCCAAGCCCAUAACACCAUUUUCUGCCAAUUGGUUGAUAUGAUAGGUACAACAUCGAUUAUGGAGAUUUUGAUUCGACUUGUUGGUGCUGAUGAUCAUAUAUAUCCAAAUUAUGCGGAUAUCAUGCAGUGGUUGGCUGAUACUAAUCUUCUUGAAAUGAUUGUGGACAAAUUGAGCCCAUCAAGUUCACCUGAAGUUCAUGCAAAUGCUGCUGAGGUGCUCUGGGUCAUCAUCCGAAAUGCUCCAUCCGCUCUAGCUGCCAAAGUUUCCAGUCAAAGCUUUGUUGCAAGGAUAUUUGGUCAUAUGCUGGAAGAUUUGCUGUGUAAAUCUGCUCUUGUCCACUCAUUAUCAGUAUGCAUUGCCUUGUUGGAUCCUAAAAGAUCUGCUUCUUCUGCUAUUAUUCAUUCUGUCAGAAGUCAGCAUAUAUACGAACCAUCUAUUCAUGUUGAUCCUGAAAUUGUUUGUGCCAUGCUACCAAAAUUGGGUGACUUGCUUAAAUGUUUGGAUGUAUCAUCUGAUGUGAAUACCCUGCCUACUACUUAUGGUCGACUACAUCCUCCACUUGGGAAGCAUCGCCUAAAAAUAGUGGAGUUCAUUACGGUGUUGUUGGAGACUGGUAGCGAAGCUGCCGGGAAGGAAUUGAUUAGAUCUGGGGGCAUUAAUGGUGUUCUAGAUCUCUUUUUUGACUAUCCAUUCAAUAAUUCAUUGCAUCAUCAAGUAAAGAGCUUGAUAAUGUCAUGUCUGGAGAGCAAGCAUGUUGCGAUUGUUGAUCACCUCUUUUGUGAAUGUAAUAUAAUUCAGAAAUUUCUACAAGCAGACAAAAUUCCUUUUCUUUCUAGAGAUUCUAGUGUGGUUACCAUACCUGCUGCCGGAAGACAGCCACCUCGGGCUGGCUACAUUGGACACAUUACACAAAUUUGCAACAAACUUGUUCAACUUGGAAGCAGCAAUGAUCAUAUUCGGGCUUACUUACAGGUUAACUAUUUUGUGGAUUUCUUGUAUCUGAAAAAAGCUAGUUUCAUUGUAUCUGGUUGUUCAUCAUUCUUAUUCUCUCUGUGCCUGGCAUAUAUCAUGCAGAAGCUUGUUAAGUAGCUAUGGUAAACCUUUCAUGGUGAGGAAACCUUUCAUAUCAGCUGCAUUAAGGGCUGUAUAUUUUUCUCUUUUUUUUAUUUUUUUAUGAGGGCUGUACAUUCUUAGUGAAAGAUAGUGGAAAGUAUGGAGUGGAUAUUUCCUUCAGAAAUUAGGACCCUCCUUGGAGAUUGAUGAAGCUUGAAUGAGGAAAUGUUACACACUUGCUCCCAAUGUCUUCAUUUAACCCACUGAAAACUCAGGUUGCUGGCAUAUACUUCGCUUAGCCCUAACUUAAAAAGUUAGGGAGCUGUAAAAAAUAAUACUAACCACCAAUCAAGGGAUGCCAUGUAACUAUUCAAGGUUAAGGAGCCUCAUAGGAGGCAGGGACAACUGCUUAUUUUCUGAAUGUAUGGACCGUUAUCUUUGUUAGUAAGGUUCACCGAACUGGAACCAAGUGAGAAGAAAAGUAAAAGAUAAUAAUGUGAGAUGAUAUGGACAUGCAUAACAAAGAUAUGAGGGGGCCCUAGUAAGGAAAGGCUCUGUUUUACAGUGCCUUGCAGUCAUGGAAGUUGCGAGGGAUCUAGAAAACAUCAUUGUAAAAAGUUGAAGGAUAUCCUUAAUAAAAGUCAUUGAUGGCUGACCAAGAUAAUAAAGAUCAUUGGCAGUUAUCCAGAAAGCCUACUGCAAUUGUUGCGAAUUGGCUUGAUGGUAAUGAGUGGUAAUUUAUGGACGUAUUAAUGUAUUACACACUUAUA